Ostertagia ostertagi is the source of this 615-nucleotide messenger RNA. Lineage: Eukaryota; Metazoa; Nematoda; Chromadorea; Rhabditida; Trichostrongylidae. The record is from the annotation of a GenBank genome assembly.
GACUAUGCAGAAGAGAUCAGCGUGAAACAAUCCACCUCGCAUACUUCGAUUGAUCCCAAGCAGUUUAUUGAGGAACUCAGUGAUAGCGAAGACUGGGAGGAGGUGGUCCAAUUGGUAACUAAGCCACCGACACUUAAAAGACCAGCGGAAAUAGAAAUAGAAAUAGAGAGACCAGUGAAGCGUGGCCUACUCGGCUCGGCACCAACUCAGCCUAUUAAAAUCCCCCAGAAUGGACCGGUACUAACUAGUGGGAGACCUCUUCCGCCUGGGUUUAUACCGCCACCGACACUGUCUGUGAAAUCAUCGGUACCUGUCCAACGUAUGAAACCGCCAGCACCUGCUCCUCAUCCAUCGAUGGAAGAGAAGUCCUUCUUUCGAAUGGAAUAUCCGAGUGUUACGCCAAAGAUUUAUUACAGUCACCCUCCGGUGAGUAAGCAAGAGAAAUCGAAUGAGUCAACAGAACCUGCACAGGCAAGAAUCGCUCCAGCGAAGCCGCUACCCUCCGAACAUGGCUCUUCCUUCGGCUGGCGCCAUGAACAGGGUCAUCCACUACCUGAGGAGCCCCUAGCAAAACACGGUGGAGUGGAAUCGAUGCAUGGAGGAUAUUUUGACUAA